GGUGGGUGGCUUCCAUCUGACUGACUGACCCUCUAAUUUGAUAUGUUAUGCCACAUUUGAAAGUGUUGUGCCUACAUGGAUACAGGCAAAACUCGGAUGUUUUUCGCGAAAAAACAGGCGGAUUAAGAAAAUCACUAAAAAAGUUCUGUGAAUUUAAAUUUAUAUCUGCCCCAAAUGUUAUCGAAUGCUCCUCGAACGCUUGUGCCUGGUGGUUUUCUAAACCUUUGGAAUUUUUAGCUCAAGAAAGUAGUACGUAUGAUGCUGGCUUUCGCGAAUCCAUAUUGGCUGUCAAAAAAUAUAUUAAAGAAGAGGGUCCAUUUGAUGGGAUGCUUGGUUUCAGCCAAGGUGCAGCAUUCCUACUUCUGCUACAAAUUAUGAUGGAGCAUAAAUUAAGUGAAACACUGCAAAAUAUCUCAAAUCUCACUCUGUCAACUUCCAGUUCCGAUUGUCAAACUAUUGUCAUUUCACACUUUAGUUAUUACUCAUUACUAUCGAUUUCUUUAUUAUAAAAUAUAAAUGCAUCUUAAGCGCCUACUGAUACGUCAAAUCAACUUUUUGGUUCCUCCCUAUUCCAAAUUUUUUCAUACAUAGUGCUCUGCCGAUUCACUCAUUACAAAAUCCACCUUCAUUCUACAUAUAAUUGACUGGAUAAUGAGUCCAGUUAUUAUAGAUCCAAUACGAAUUUAUGCGGGGAUCAAUAGCAUUUUCUAGAUUAAUGUCGUUUGUCGAUCACCUCUUCAAGUCCAGUAGUUCAACCUAUGCUAUUCUAUUCUGUUGACCUAAGGAAUUCACUGCAGUUUUUGGUAUUUUGAUCUGAUGAAAUUUGCUUAUUUAUACUAGAUUUAAAAUUUUAACACUUUGGUGUAAACCGUACUGGAAAAGCUUUGCUUUCUAUAUUCUUGUUAAAACAAUCAGUUGCCCAUGACAUGGAUUUAAAAGUCUUGAUUAUUAUCCUCACCUUACGGAAAAUAAAC
Schistosoma bovis is the source of this 974-nucleotide messenger RNA. NCBI's taxonomy places the organism in Eukaryota, Metazoa, Platyhelminthes, Trematoda, Strigeidida, Schistosomatidae. The record is from the annotation of a GenBank genome assembly.